Messenger RNA from Aureobasidium melanogenum CBS 110374, 1278 nucleotides. RefSeq names its product putative lectin family integral membrane protein. Gene Ontology annotation, molecular function: D-mannose binding. The coding region runs from base 1 to 1278 and encodes 425 amino acids. Gene Ontology annotation, cellular component: Golgi membrane; COPII-coated ER to Golgi transport vesicle; endoplasmic reticulum membrane. NCBI's taxonomy places the organism in Eukaryota, Fungi, Ascomycota, Dothideomycetes, Dothideales, Saccotheciaceae. The record is from RefSeq and is a predicted model, not a curated record. The transcript is spliced from 3 exons. Gene Ontology annotation, biological process: Golgi organization; endoplasmic reticulum organization; endoplasmic reticulum to Golgi vesicle-mediated transport.
AUGAUCGCUCGACUAUCGCCUACCUCGCUAGCCUGGCUGCUGUUCAGCGCCUCAGCACAAGCGUCUUACGUUAUUGAAGGUCUCUCCUUCGGCCACAAGGGCGCCAUCUCGCCAAAUGGUCGCGCCGUACCUGGUUGGCAUCUCUCCGGAGAGAACCACACUCCUCAACUACUCUCCGAUCGCAUAAUUCUCACUCCUCCCGCACCUGGCGGUACACGAGGCGCCAUCUUCGCCGAUAACCCUAUAACCCAGCCCGAGUGGGUCGUCGAGACCGAGUUCCGUGCUUCGGGUCAAGAGCGUGGCAGUGGUAACAUCAACUUCUGGUUUGUCGAUACUGGCCGUUCCGCUGUCGGCCAGAGCAGUAUAUACACCGUUGGCAAGUUUGAUGGUCUUGCCCUCGUUGUCGACCAGUAUGGUUCCCGUGGAGGUUCUAUCCGUGGUUUCUUGAACGACGGCUCGGCCAACUUCAAGGACCAUCACAACGUUGACAGUUUGGCUUUCGGCCACUGUGACUAUGCAUACCGCAACCUGGGCCGUCCUAGCAAGUUGCGUAUCGAGAAUGGUCCUCACGGCCUGCGUGUCGACAUCGAUGGCACUUCCUGCUUCCACAGUGAAAAGAUCAACCUUCCUCCUGGUUAUUUCUUUGGUGUUUCUGCUGCUGCCUCUGAGAACCCCGACUCCUUCGAAGUCUACAAGUUUGCCGCAUCCACCACAAACUCCAUCACCCGUGAGGAGCCCAACUCUGAGGCGAGACGUCAGCACCUCGAGAAACUCGACAAAUUCCCUGGUUCUCCUGAAGUUCUUCCCGACGCUGAUGCCAGCACUAUUCUGGACCAGACACACCAAUUUGCUGAUCUUCACAACCGCCUGCAAGCAAUGAAUCAUCAGUUCACAAACAUGUUCACCGAGUUUGAGCGCCUGUCUCGUCAGCUGAACGAUCGUCAUGCUGAGUUGAUGGCUAAGGUUGGCGGUCCCAAUGCUGGCGAUUCCAGUGACAACCGUCGCAUUGAGAACGUCGAGCGUAUUGUGCUCGCCAUUCAGCGCGAUGUUGAGGGCAAGGACUACCGUGAGCACUUGACAAAUCUGCAGCAGUCCAUCGAGGGUGUUCGUGGGGGCCUGACAGAGCACCUCCCCGAGACCAUCUCUCACAUGAUCUCGACCGCAGCUCCCAAGAUGGGCAUGUUCAUCUUUGUCGUCAUUGCCUUCCAAGUCAUGCUCGCCGGCGCCUACAUCAUCUACAAGAGACGCAGAGCAAAUGCCCCCAAGAAGUAUCUGUGA